CAUGCCCCAAAGCCUGCAAACCACUCAGUUCGUUUCCCGAAGGAAGCGGCGGCAUGGCUCCCGGCCUUUUCGCAAUAAUUACUCUGUCAAUAUAGUGCGCACCAACCGGUGUAUAGUACUUUCUGGCACCAGUUCAUGAUUGGACAUCGGAGAUCACAUACGGAGUGACAUAAGAAUUUGCAACGCCCAACAACGAAGCCCUGCUUCAUAAGAACAUGGCCGCCGUAGCCAUGAACCACAACAUGUCCUCCCUCCCCCGCAUAGGCCCCGGCCCUCUAGGAACUUCCGACCAAGAGGACGCACGACGCCAACAGUUUCGCCAGGAGAUGCAGAACGACAUGCAGCGGUUCCUAGCGGCACAAGCUCGGGAGAACCCGCGGUUGCGAAAUCUGCGGAAUAAGCAGAGCGAAGUUACGGAGUCGCCGUCGAAGGCGAACUCCUUCUUUAAUGGAGGUUAUGCGGAUGCGGGACAGCGUGGUCAACGGAAUGAUCCCCCGCAGAGAGGGAGGGAGAGUCCGCCGCCUCGGAAUCAGCUGGGAGGGGGUCGCGAUGAGUAUGGUGGUCGCGGUCAGCAACCGGAUUCGUCGAGAAGAUAUGCGGGAGCAAGCGAUUACCCAGAAGAGCGGCGGAGACAGCGGUCGUACGGUCAUGAUGAGGGCCCUUCACAUCAUCCAGAUUUUGGAAGAAUGAGCCAGCGGUCCGAACGCCCAAGCUACGCGUACUCCAGCCCAUACCAAUCCUCCUACGACUACCGCAGCCCCAUGCCCCCACCAUCAGAUCCCUACGGCGCCCCGCACUACUGGCGCCAAAUGCCCGACCGAAUGCCGCGAUCUGAAAGGCCAUACUGGGCCGACGGCCCAUACGCGAGUGGAGGGAUGCAUUCCCAGUCGUGGAGUCACCCGCCACCACCGCCUCGGCCGUAUGAAGCCAGUCAUGGCUACGACGAGCCGCCGCCGAGACGAAUGGACGCGCGGGCAGGACCGCAGUACCCACCGGAACCCCGCUACGACACCCAUUACGACGAACCCCCACACAACCAACCCCCACGCUCAACCGCCGACUCCCGAGACCCCGAUCGCCGAACCUCCGAAAAAUCCGACAAAGCGCGAGCAUACGCGGCCGACCUGGAACGCCAGAUCGAAGAAAAACGCCGCGCAAGCGAGCGCGAACGAUCCCACCGCCAGGCACCCUCCUACACGGGCUCCAACCCCAUCACCGGCGCGGCCGGACCCGAACCCAACACUAAUUACGCCAAAACAUCUAUCCGCAUGUCGCAGGGUUACGGGGUCACCGGCGGUGGCUCCUCCUCACUAAGCGGAGCAGUGCAACGGGGCAGCGAGCAAGGCAUCCCACCCCCACCUUCUUCAAAAUCAGAAUACCUACGCGAGCUCGACAUGCAAGUGCAGCUUAAACGGCAGCAGGCGGAGGAAGAGAAGCGGCAGCUGCGUUUGAGUGAUGAGAAGACGGAUCGGGAGGCGGCGAGUUAUAACCCGUGGGGGGAUCCGGGGCACUCGGCGGCCGUGAUGCAGGCGAGGAAUGCGGGGUAUGGCGGUGCUGCUGGGCAGGCGUCGCAGGCACCGCCGCCGGGUGCGUUUGUGCAGGGAGGGAGGUUUGGGGCUACGCCGACGCCCGCGGGUGGUGGGGCGGCUUAUCCGGGGCAUAAUCCGACACCUUCACCAGGGCCAAUGUUGCUUGCGAGUCAGCAGACACCGCUGCCUCCCAUCGGUGACCAAGCACCCAACUAUACCCGAGGACAGCGGAGAGACAUGCCUGAUUGGGAAAAAGAAGAGCUGAUGAAGAAGCAUCGGGUGCAGAACGAGCAUCAGGAAAGCCUCCGCCGCCAAAUGGCCGAACGCGAAGCCCAAAAAGCCGAACAAAUCGCCCUCGCAAAAGCCGAAGAAGCGCGCGAACAAGACCGGAUUCGCCGCGAAAAUGAAGAAAUCAAGCGCAAAUACGCGCGCGAGGAGGAGGAGGCGAAACGGAAAGACGAGGAAGCGAGGAAAGAGAAUGAGCGGAAAGCGGCCGAACGGGUGGCGGAGCAGGAGAGGAGGGAACGCGCGUAUAAGGAGGCGCAGGAGGAGGCGAGAAAGGCGAAAGCGGCGAUGAGGCAGUCAAAGAAUGGUGGAGGUGGAGCGCAAGAGCAACCUGGCAAUUACCCGACCACCAACCGUUCCAGCUCUCCUUCCCUCCCAACCCAUCAAACCCAACGAGCACCCGAAGCCAACGCGCCUCCUCCCGUUUUCCGCUCCAGUUCACCGCCCAUCCCAACCCUCCGAGGACAAGCCGCGCCGCCAUCCGGCCACACCGGCGCUCAUCAACCGUUCUCGGAACCUGCGGCGUUACGGCCCCCACCUCAAGCUGAACGCUACAUGGACCGCGGACAUAUGGAUGCAUCACGGCCUGGGCAUACCAUGGCGCCACCAGCAUCCUUGCCGCCGGAUCAGCAUAAUGCAGGAAGAAGAGCUGCAAGUGGACGAGCCGAGCGAGCACAAGGGAACGGAGGUUACAGCGGGCAGGUAAAUGUUUGAGUUUGAGUUGAUGCGCAAAUUCGCUCGAUGCGGUGCGAUCCUUUGGGAACCUUUUGGGCGUCUACCAUCCCCCGUGGUGUUGACGAGAGGAUUCUUGUCCCCUUUGUCAAUAUGCAAUGAAUAUACGCGACAUCUUCUGAAGUCUGUUCAUGACCAUUCG
Molecule: messenger RNA, 2688 nt
Organism: Fimicolochytrium jonesii
Lineage: Eukaryota; Fungi; Chytridiomycota; Chytridiomycetes; Spizellomycetales; Powellomycetaceae
Exons: 7
Coding region: 216-2528 (770 amino acids)
Biological process (GO): positive regulation of cytokinesis
Cellular component (GO): centrosome; spindle pole; microtubule
Source: RefSeq, a predicted model, not a curated record